Bufo bufo (common toad) is the source of this 9850-nucleotide messenger RNA. It is a transcript of the gene BOD1L1, whose product is annotated as biorientation of chromosomes in cell division 1 like 1. Lineage: Eukaryota; Metazoa; Chordata; Amphibia; Anura; Bufonidae. The record is from RefSeq and is a predicted model, not a curated record. The transcript is spliced from 22 exons. Bases 88 to 8916 code for a protein of 2942 amino acids.
GGGUCGGGCGCAGCGGUUGCGUUUGUUUUGGGUGAUGAGUGCUGAGGUGGUCGCUGCUGCCGCCGCCGGGUCACAACAGUGGACAUCAUGGCCAACCUGCCGCCCGGGGAUCCGAAGCUGGUGUCGCUGAUCGUCAACCACCUGAAGAGCCAGGGUCUGUUCGAUCAGUUCCGCAGAGACUGCCUGGCUGAUGUGGACACGAAGCCUGCCUACCAAAAUCUGAGACAGCGGGUUGACAAUUUCGUGUCCAACCACCUGGCAAACCACACGUGGAGUCCUCAUCUGAACAAGAACCAGCUGAGGAAUAACAUCAGGCAGCAGGUGCUCAAGUCGGGAAUGCUUGAGUCUGGCAUUGACCGCAUUAUAUCCCAAGUUGUGGACCCAAAGAUAAAUCACACCUUCAGACCUCAAGUGGAAAAAGUUGUACAAGAUUUUUUGGCCACGCUAAACAACAAAGAAGAUGCAAAUGUGAAUCACGAACAAGUGGAAGAGAAAACGGAGUCGUCUCUCGCCAUCACUGGUUCUGCAUCUAUGGUUGGACCCAGCACCAGUGUCGCUAACGACGCAAUGUCCAUUUUGGAAACUAUAAGUUCCUUGAAUCAAGAAGCCACGGCUGCCUGGGCCAUGUCGGAGAAUUGUAAUCCUAAAAACCCUGACAAAAUGUCGAGAAAAGCCCCUCCACAGCAGACCUUUGAGGUUUCCACAGAAGAGGCUCUGGAGAACGACAAGCCCGCUCCUGAAGGCCCAAGUGAAAGUAGUGUGGAGCCGCUUAUCAAGGCAGAAGAGAUGAAUGACCUCUCGCCUCCAGCCGAGGACAUAAAAAAUUCAGUCAAUGAAGCAAUUAGCUCCACGCCGAGCAAAGACACUCCAAACGACACUGACGAGCAGAGAGUGAAAUCUGUUGAAGGAGUGGAGAAGAAAAUUGAGGUCACUGAGAAAUCGGACCGGAAGGAGGAGAAUAAAGAAAUUAGGACAGAAAAGAGGAACGAACACGUGAAGCGGAGCGAUGGCACCACGAGACAGAAGGAAGAGAAGUCCGGGAAGGAGAAGGAAGGGGACACCGAACCUGCUAAAUACAGCAAUGCCGAAAAGAGUAGCAGCAAGCAAAGAGCUGCGGACUCUGUGAAGGAAGAAUGUGCCUUACCCGAUUCUGACGUGGAUGCUUUUUCGGAUGUGACGGUCAGCUCUGUGCACACCAGUGACUUAUCCUCAUUUGAAGAAGACAGUGAUGAAGCAGAUGCUGUGUCGGAUAGUACAGAAGAGGGCGAAAUUACUUCAGAUGAUGAAGAGGUCAAGCUAGACCCCGAGAAUAAAGCCAAGUUGUCCGGUGAACCCGGGGAAACCAAGACCAAAGGCACCCGGCAGGCCUAUGUUCAUAAGCCGUUCCUGUACUCCAAAUACUACAGCGAUUCAGAUGAUGAACUGACCGUAGAACAGCGCCGGCAGUCUGUGGCCAAGGAGAAGGAAGAGCGGCUGUUACGGAGACGAUUAAAGAGGGAGAGACUGGAAGAAAAGCGCAAACAGAAGGCCUUGGAGAAGAGCAAGGCUUUGAAAAUGAAGAAUCAUGGAGGAACAAGCACUGCCGAUAAACCUUCCAAAGGUCUGAAGCCAAAGUCCAGCAGCAUAAAAGAAGUGCUCAAAGAACAGAUGUUUUUAGAGAAAAAAGUUGCACUGAGCAGGAAAAAGAAGAGUGAACUGAGAACUGAUCCUGCCAGCAGUCUGAAGUUAAAGAGUGAACUUCACGAUGAAGAUUCAAGGGAUACACAAAAGUCUAAUGAGUCACUGGACAGAUCUUCCUCAUCCACAAGAGAACCCAAGUCUAAUACAAGGACUGAUGCUAGCAAAGCAUCGAGAAAACUGCAAGAACCCUCCGAGCAAAGCAAAAAUGAUUCAAGAGGAGACAAAGAGUUUAAGAAGAAAACAACACUUUUAGAAAAAAUGCAAGAGAAUGAAACCUCAGAUACUAGGAAACAUGUAGAGAGAUUAGACUCCACUUCUGAGGAUUAUCCAAAGCCUAAAAAUGUAUACAGAUCUGAAAAACAUACAAAAAAGGAUAGUAAUGAAGGAGAUUCACAGAAUGCCAAGAGCACUUUAAGGAAGGAACCAAAGCCUCCUAAGCAUGAGCGUGAGAGGACUUACUCAGAGGAGCGUAUAUCCUCAAAGCAUAGACACAAGUCGGAUGGUAUACAAAGACCAGCAACAGAUGAGUCGGAUUCUCAAAAAUCUAAGAGGACUUCAAAAGAGGAAGAACAGUUGAGUAAGCACAAUCAAAGUAAAUCAAGUUCAGAGGAGCGAAACGAUCGGAAAAAUAAGCAAAAAACUGAUGGAAAGUCAUUAUCAUCCAGCAAAGAUGAGAGAUCAUCUGAUCAUUCAAGCAAAAUAGAUGGAGGUAAAAGAGAGAGACAUCAGUCCACUGAAAAGUCCAGACCUGAGAACCGGAAUAAGAGAUUAGCCGGGGAUUCCAGACAACACAGAGAAUUGAAAAGGUCACACAGUUCAUCAGAGAAAAAAUCCAAGUCUUCACCUGUUGAUAAGAAUGAAGCUGAUUCUGCUAACUCUGAUAAUUCCAGGCAGGAGGAAAGUGUUAAAGACAAAAGGAGAAGCCACAGUUCUUCUGAAGAAAAGACUCAUGCCAAAGCAAAGUUUAAAAGCAGUAGUAAAUCACCUAAACAGAAUGACCAGGAAGAUGCAAACCAAAAGAGUGAAAAAGAGAGGAUUGUGGUGGAAGGAUCCACAGAGAAGUAUCAAAAAUCGAAAUCUGAAGAUAAAGAAGAUGAGCGAAAGGAAAAUCCUGUUCCUCAGAGUUCAAGCAGCACAGCAAAAGAUGCCAGUCACAAGUCCAAACAUAGCGAUAAAUCGAAGGAAAGGGCUCGGCCGGACAGCAAGGAUCGUGACUCGCUUAAGGUGGAUAAGAAAUAUUCUGGUGAAAUCUCGAAAGCAAAGUAUAGUCAUAAGGAUGAGAGGCGAAAGAGUGAAAGUGGCAAAUUGGAAGAACGAUCCUCUAAGUAUCCAGAAGAAAAGAAACUCCAAGACCGUUCAAGCAGCUCAGAUCGGAAGUCAAGUAAAAAGUCUGUGUCUGAGCAUAGAAGUGAAAGCUUUAAAGGCAGCAGUACUAAAAAGGGAUUGAAAUUAGACAACGAAACUGACACUCAAGGUAUUGCUACAGGCAGCGAGCCAAAAGAUGUUGAACGACCGAGAGAGAACAAAAAGCCUGGGAAAACACAAACCGAGAGCACCGAAAAGGCCAAUAAUGAAGCUGCAGAAUCCAUACUAAGUCUUGGGAACUCGAGCUUUUAUUCUGUUACAGAAGCUACUACCUCAAAGAAAUCUAUCAUGCUCAAACCCAAGACAAAACAUGGAAGCAGUGAUUCAAGGGAUAGUAGUGGUGCCAUUAAAGCUAUGACCGCUUCUAAUGACUCCAGUACUUCAACUGAACCAUCUGUAGACAAUAGUGAACGUAAUAAAAUGAACCUGCUAAGUUCACAAAACCCUGUUGCUAUCCAAAGUGAGACUGAUGCAGGAAUCCCAGCCAAGAAAUCAAAGAAUCCAGGUUAUGAAAUUGGUGGCAGAAGUCACUUGCAACCUAGAGAGUUAGAAAAUUCUGCUCAGGGGCAAAGUGAAUCUGCUUCCGAACCCAGUAAUAUUGACAACUCCAGUCUGUCUCCCGAUGACGUGUACUCUGAAAUUACAGAUUCCAAUGAUGGGGAGAUUUCCACAAGUGACCUUGCUGAAGAGGAUGGAAAAUGCACGAAAGACGGGAUUAAGAAGGAAAAUGUGACCAUUUCAGUUCCAAUUCAUUCUUUGGAGCAUGAUAAUCUUGUCACUGGUAAUAAUGUAGAAAGGGAAGCAUCUGCUAUGGAUAUUGAUACAUCCGAAAUUGAAAAUUUUGAGGGAUCUAAUGCAGUGGAAGAUGGUUCUGCAGUUGUCCAAAGUGGUGCCUGUUCUGUGAACGUGACUUGCACAGAAAGAAAUGUGGGAAGUAGCAUAAUGGAAGCCAUCUGGGGUCAGGGUGGUAGCAAUAUCUCUGUACUUUCUGGGACGGAUAAUCAACGUGUAAAGGAAAUCGAAUGUGAAGAUGCUGCUACUUCAUCCAGCUCUGUUAUAGAAACUACUAACGAAAUAAGGCUUCUUGGUGAAGAUAUGGCCACUUCUUCCAAUACCACAAUGGAUAAUGGCACUGAUAAAAUCUGCAUUGAAGUGGAUACGGUAAACCUUGAUAAUAGCAGGGGAUAUACUUCUUCAGCUUCUGCCGAUGGUAACUUUGUAGAAGAUGACGGGGAUUUUACUAUGUUAUCAGAAAAUAGCUUUGAAGAUGCAACUACCACUUCAAGCACAGAUAGAAAACCAUUCCAUGACAACACAGAAAGUUCAGAAACAUGCUCACAAAGUACCAGUGAUAAUCUCCCCGAACAAGUGAGUAUCAUUACCUUUAAGCCUGCAACAUCCAGUGCCAUUAGAGAAUCCACAGAAAGUACUCAGGAGAAUGCAGCCUCCUCAUCGAACAAUGCUGAAGGUUCUCCUGCUUUAAGAGAAUCACGUAAUGAUAGCCAGACAGCAACAUCUUCUGACACCACUUCCGAGGGUACAGAGAGUCCCAUUGCACAUAUAGCAACGUCUUCAGAAAGUUACUUUGUGCCUGCCAUUUCUGAAAAUAUAACCACACAAGCAGCAACCUCUUCCGUCACUGCAGCAGAGAUUGAUGGUGGUCUUGGGAUGUCGGAAAGGCACACAGCCACCUCUUCAAGUAGUGUGGUCAAUAGUAGUAGGGGGUUGAACUUUGAAGUCUCUCUGGUCUCAUCUGAAAUAGAUGGCGAACAUGUUGCAGCAUCAUCCAGUAAUUUAUUGGAUAACAGUAUGACUGAUGACUGUUUAGAAAGAGAGAGCGAUAGUGCGGCAAGUUCUUCUAGUAAUACCCGCAGAAGUAACCAUACGUUUGGUAAUGCCGAGGAGAGCAAAAAUACACGGGCCACAUCAAGCACAGAGCAAGAUGGUAUGAGUGACACAUGUACAAACUUCAUCUCUUCUGGAACUCCCAAAGAGUAUCCGGGAAACUCAUCAGAUCUUGCCAUGGACAGUAGUACUGAAGUGUUCAUAGGAAGAGACUUGUACUCUGGAAGCACCUCAAGCUGUUCUAGUAGUGGAGGAGGUCAAAGCAACAAGUUUAAGGAACAAAGUAAGGAUAACACAGCAUCUUCAAGCAGUGGAGAUCCUUCGGUUCGAAGACAGACUUCUGAGGAGGCAGCAUCUUCUUCAAGCUCUUUCAGGCAAAGUAUUACAAAUCACCCAGCCACAUUAACCUCCGAAAACACAGAAGCUACAGCAUCUUCAAGCGUUGCAGUGAACAUCAGUACUGAUCGUUUUGACAGAUCUUCUCCUGGAAAUAGUUCUGAUACUACAGCCACUUCAUCGAGCAACUCAACUAGGAAUGUUGCCAGCUUAGACUUGUAUCCCAGUGCUCAACCUACGGCAUCUUCAAGUGUCGCAAUGGACAGCAGUACAGAAGAAGACUUAAGCAUGAGAUGUGCUAUGGACUUAGAUAGGGGUACAGGUACUGCAACGUCUUCUGAUGUUUUGAACAUGUUACGUACAGAAGACACAGUAAGAAAUGAUGAAGUACCGGCAUCGUCAAGCACAGUGGCUGCAGAUAUGAUUAAAGAGAAUGUUGAAAGCGCCUUUGUAGAUAAGGCAAAUGAACAGACCGCUACAUCCAGCGAUAUGAUGGAUAGCAGCAUAGAAGAUGACAAAUCGUGUGCUGUUAUUUCCAACAAUGCUUAUUCAUCCACAUCCAUAAAUAAUGAUUCUUGUGGAAUUAAAGAUGGAAAUGUUAAUAGUGAAGCUACAGCCGCUAGUUCGAGCAAUGCUAUGGAAUCUUUUGAUGAGAAUAAUGCCACAUCAUCAGAUUACUUCAUGAGCAGUAGUUUAGAAGCAGAGAAACAGGAUUUGGGUCCAAGCAGGAAUGAUGAAGCAGCCAGUUCUUCAAGCUUUAAUGAUGGUAUAGUCCAAGAAAUCCAAACAGAAGCAUCCAUCAACAGACCUGUUGUCGAUGAUGCAACUACGUCUUCCAGCACGGAAAGAGAGCAUGAUCUUGGUGAAAGAGAUGGAAAUGUAGGGAGUGAAAUCGGCUGUGAAACUUUACAAAUGUCAGUGGAAUCAAGCUUUGACGAUAACCACAGCAACACUGCCAUUUCUGGUACUUCUGAAGAAGUUGCAGUUUAUCUGUCAGGAGCAGAUGCUAACAAUGAUUCAGGAUGCAUUGAGGCAAGCUCUGAAGAUGGAGAGAAUGAUGUAACCUAUGAAAAAGAGGAUGCUGUAAGCAGUGCAAGCUCUGAAGAGCAAAAACAUGUCUGCAGUGUAUCUAGACAGCUCGGAGACAGAGAAACUGAUGGUGUGGUAACAAGUGCCAGUACUGGAGCAAGAGGGUUAUCUGGUAAUAGAGGCAGUUCUGAAGCUUAUGGUCAUGUUACUUGUGUAGACAAAGCCAGUUUUGAUACAGGCAGUAUUACAGCUUACUGUCCUGUAGAAGUGGCGGUUUCUCAUACAAAUGAUUUUGAUAUAAAUGAACGUCAGGAAUCGGAGGCAUUUGCUGAUAACAGGGAUGCUGAAGAUCCUGACAGAAAUGCAUCCGCUGAGAAUGUACAGUUUGAGGACAUUGCUAAUGUCCCAACAGAGCAUGAUGUUUCUAGACCAGCUAACCAAUCUGUAUUGGAAGAAGGUGAAGGUGCUGUCACCAGUACAGGCAUUUCUGAAGAAAAUUAUGGUGUAAAGCAAGAUAACAAAGCCUGCUGUGCCACAGAAGGCACUGAAAGCAGUAGUAUCAUGAGCAGACCUGCAAGCAUAGAUUCCAGAGUUACUACAGAAGAUGAUGAAAGUGCCAUUACAAGUACUGGAGCUAAAGAAGAUGAAGAAGAGGGGGAAGGGUUUGUCACAAGUACUGGAACUGCAAGUGAAGAUUCAUCUUUUUCAAUUUCUGUAGAUCGUAAUUCCAGUAAUUUAAUACAUACUGCAGAACACCCAAGAAAUCUCAUGAACAGUAGGGUUGAACAAGAGGCAGUGGAACGGCUUGAGGUUGACACAGCAGCAGAGGAGCAGAUAGUGGAAGAACAGGGUAUGGAAGAGGCAGUGGUGGAGGAACGGGCAGUGGAGGAGCAACAUGUUGCAGAAGAGGCUGUGGCAGAGGAACAAGUUGCGGAGGAAGCAAUGGUGAAGGCAGGCGUUGAGAAAGAGGCAGUGGUGGAAGAACAUGUUGAAGAAGAGACUGUGGCAGAAGUUGAAGUAAAAAAAGAUUGUGAAGUAUUUCAAGGUGUUAUAAAUUUCAGUAUCGCACCGGUGAGAUCAUUGAGUAGAACUUCCGAAAAUGAAUGUAUUUCUUCAGUGAAGAGUGCAAUUGUUGCUGAUCAUUCUGCACUGGAGUCCUUAACACAUGGUGCUGCAGAGAUUUCUGAGGAGAAACUUGAUGAUUUAAACACUGAAUACCAAUGUACCAGUGACUUGGACACUAGUGCUUCAAUUGAGUCUCAAGGUUCUCUUACAAAGAGCCCUAGUGAAGCAAGCAAUACCUUUUUCGACAGUCAGACAUCACAUACUGAUAAAGUUGCACAUCACAUGUUUGAAGAAGAAAAUAUGCUUCACACAGCAUUGUCAGAAGAGCAUUUAGAAGAUGGCAAAGUGCACAUUCUUUCUACGGACAACAGUGAAAAUGCUCCUGUUAACACAUCUGAUGGGAGGAAAUCCUCAAACUCUGAUGAAGAUGUUCCAUCAGAACCCAGCCAGGGUAUGGUGUCUGAACAUGUGGUGACUGUUGAGCCCAGCAACAAAGUCGUAGAGUCUGAGGAAACUCCCCAGACAAAUGAAGACCAUAAUAAGCAAGCAAAAGAGUGCCACAACACUACCUCAGCUGAUGCCCAUGAAAACCAAAUAUCAGUACUUGCGUCAGAACCCAUCAUAGAGCGUGUACAGUCUGCACAGGACGGCGACUCUCGUGCUCCAGAACUUGGUGACAAAGUCAAACCCGGUUCAGAGAUGGAUGGGCCGAAAGAACCUGACAGUAUUACCAAGCAUGAAGACCCUGCCAAAAAAAGUGAGGAGAAAGAGUUAAAGGAAGAGGGGAAAGCAGAGGGAACUCAACCAGACCCCAGUACUGGUAAAGUGGAAUCUCUGCCUGCUGCUCAACCUGAAAAAAGAAAAAGGGGCAGGCCCCCAAAGAGGCGCACCCUGCUUCUAGCCAUGGCCAAGCAGGCUGAAGAGGCCGCAGCGGCUGCAGCAAAGCAGUCUUCAGAAGCACAGCGCCCUCUAGAGGAAAAGGAUAAAUCUGACAAGAAUGACAAAGGGGAUAAAGAUGUUUCCAGCCCUAAGAAGAAUGAAAGCGACCCUAAAAUAUCUCAAGAGAGCGGCUCAGACAGAAGUCCAGCGCCAGUGUCCAGGAGAGGAAGGAAGAGCAAACGGUCACUAAGUUCUUCUGAGACAGACUGUUCAGAACCAGAAAGAAAGCGUAAGAAGUCAGAAUGUGUCGAGGAAGAGGAAGACGAAGAUGAUAAUGAUGAUGAUGAUGAUGAUGAUGAUGAUGAUGAUGACAGUGAAGACGAGGAAGGUGGUCAACAAGGAGCAACCACCCGAGCAGCCUCUCGUCUAGAAGCACAGAGGAAACUGCCCCACAAGCCAACAACUCGAGCAGCGUCCAAGUUAAGCAGUCCUGAGAAAUCUUCCCCAGCAGAGAGACGACGUAAAGCGGUAUCAUCAGAGUCCAAGACUGGCAAGGUAUCACCAGAGUCCAAGGCUGGCAAAAACACAAAGAAUCGGUCCACUCCACCCCAAGCAAGUGGAGCAAAGAGACGGAGGGAAGCCAGCCCGUCGACGCCAAGAUCGCGAGGUCAACAGACAUCAGACGAAACGGCAGCAAAAAGAAUAAAGCGCCAAUAACUGUAUAAAGUUCAUGUUUUUGUAUUAUUGUAUUCUAAUUUAAUACUCUGUGUAAAAAGUCCAUUGUUGGAAAGGUGCUUAGAUAUGUAAAUGAAUACACUAUGAUGGCAUCAGACUACGGGGCACACGUUUUUCCUAUUUUAGUUGUGAGCAGAGACUCCGACAUUUGGGUUCAUGAACUGUACAGAUACGUCCUCCCCAGUGUUCUGCAAUAUACUGUACAGAUCUGUAACAUAUGGGCUGAGAGAUUAUACAUAGAUCCUUUCUCUUUCUUAAUUCACCUUUCUUGCCUGUCUACCAUUAUUUCAUGGACUAUUAUAUAGCUGACAUCAGCUGUUCUGUAAGUGACCCCCCCCUGGUGUUAGCACGUUCUCACAUGUCGUAGAAACGUGCAGAUUAUUAUUUUUUUGUUUCAUGGGGGGGUGGCAUUGUGGACCAGAAAAACAGUGAAAAGAUCGGAGCUGCGAUACCAGGCACAACCCGUGGGGAAGAGACUGUAUUUUCUAAUUGUUGAUAACUGAACCCACCUAUUGCUUGAAGACUGGGCCCCAAUGCACUUGUUUAGCACCGUCCCUCUUCAGUUUUUAGCUCAAAUCCUAGCCAUAGUGACAGAGCAGAGUGCCAGAGGCCCCUUCAUUCUAGCGAUCAGUGGGGGCCCAAACUCUCACUUGUGCCUAUGUUAUGUGAAAAGUUUGUUUAAAGCCAGAGGGUUAUCCAGACCUCGCUCCCACCCAAUCCAGCAUAGACGUGGACCUUGCUACAUGGCUAUGUACACAAAAUUUUGGGCUAAAAAUAAAUAUUUUGUUUGGUCUUUAUUAAAAACAUUGAGCCGUUCUGUCACAAAGGGUUAACUGUUCUAGCUGUGUGACUGGUACUUUCACUUUGUACCACCCAUAUCUCUAAAUUAGUAAAAAGGUCAUAAACACUUAUUUAU